Molecule: messenger RNA, 453 nt
Organism: Penicillium argentinense
Lineage: Eukaryota; Fungi; Ascomycota; Eurotiomycetes; Eurotiales; Aspergillaceae
Exons: 2
Coding region: 1-453 (150 amino acids)
Source: RefSeq, a predicted model, not a curated record
AUGCAGGCCAUUCGCUGGUUGAUCCUCCGAACAUUUGUGGUUUUUGCUAUUUCCGUUGUUUUCGAUGUGAGGACCGGCGGUGUUGGUCGUUUCAAGUUCGGUUCGUGGGUGUUCCGACAUCGAUUCGCUAGGCGUACGCGCAAAUCCGCGUGGCUACCCAUUGCAUGCGAGUUGCCUGUGAUGCCGCUGAAAAUGAGCUAUGGCCAAACCAUUACUGCGUUACACCAUGCCGAGACAUCUGUCGAGUAUCUUGACCUAGAAGCCAAUUUCCUCGUCCCGACAUUGUACACUAUCGGAAUGCAAAUGGCACGAAAUCCCGACCGAAAGCGCAUAUUUAAGUUCAUCGAAACGCUGAAGCAAAAAGGGUUUGCUGUUAACGAUGAAUUUCUAACUACCAUUCAGAGAGUGUGGUCGCCAGCUGAAGACGCCAAAGAAAUGAGAUCGACAAAUUGA